UGCAGAAAAGAAACUGCGUUGCGUCUUUUUGACGAACGGAUUAUGAGUAUCACGAGGUUCAUUUUUAUCAUCCUUUGGCUCAUUUCAGGUGCUCAGUGUAAAACGGAUGACGAAUUAAAAGUAUUUUCUGUUCAGACUGGAGGAUCUCUUACUAUUCCAUGUCAUUAUGACACACAAUAUAUUCAACAAAAGAAAUACUGGUGCUAUCAUGCAAAAGGAGAAUACAAGUCCUGCUCUGUUCUGGCAUCCGCUAAUGAAACUAAAGGAAGAGUUUCAGUCAUUGAUCAUCCUGAUCAGAGUUUAUUUACCGUCACUAUGACAAACCUGCAGGAUCAAGACUCUGGAAAAUACUGGUGUGUUGUGGAAAUUAAAAGCAAUCAGAAAAAUCCGAUUUAUGUUAGAAUCCAAUCAGUUCCUGAUGUGUCUGUGGUGUCCAGCAGUGUAUCUGGAGAUGAAGGUGGUAAUAUCAGUGUAAAGUGUCUCUAUAGUUCUGCAUAUAAGAAUAAACACAAACACUGGUGCAGAUAUAAAGACAAGAGCUGUUACUCAUCCCAGAGUUCAUCAGUUGAGAUCAGUGAUGAUGAGAGAGAAUCUUUCACUGUGUUGAUGUCUGGACUGAUGCUGAGUGAUUCUGGCUGGUACUUCUGUUCUGUAGGAGAUCGACAGGCUCCUGUUCAGCUCACAGUCACGUGUAAAGCUCAUUCAAUCAUCAACAAAACAGAAGUGAACACAGAUACUGACUCAACAAGAGACUUAAAACAGUACGGCCAUCUGAGAUUGUGGCAUUUACUUGUUGUGCUGUUGUUGCUGUUGCUGCUGAUAACGAUUGUUAUAACGACCAUAAUACUAAGAAACAAACACAAGAGAAAUAACACGCACAUCACACACGAGAAACCAGAUACAACCAGUGAUACAGAUGACUCUGUUAAUCCAGAAUGUGAUGUGACAUACAGUUCUGUGAUUAAACUUCACCAGACUAAAGCUUGCCAUCCAGUAUCUGAAGAGGAAAAUGUGAUCUACAGCUCUGUGUGUGAACAGGUGUCUGAUCUGGAUUAAAUCGGCCUACAUUAGCAAUAUAUGAACACAGCAUGCAGAAUACUGUACCUGGCCCCAUAUUUACAAUCCAAGUUUAAUGCAACUGGUUUGUCCUUGUACAUAUACAAAUAAGAACAUGUACAUUGCUGUGUCACAUUAAAUAUUGGUAUUCAUUUAAUGAGACUUCUAGGAACAAAUGUGUAUUACGUUAAAAGUUAUCAGUUAAGUUCAUAUUUGCUAUACUGUCUGUUUUUUAAUGUUUCAUAGUUUAUUUUUAGCAUCAAGUAACUAUCCCGAGAGGAUUUUAUCAAUUAGGUCCAGCAACUCUGUUUGGUUUGAGAGUUCAGGUGAAUCAAAAUUCUGUCAGACGUAUUUUGCCCAUUCAUUUUACAUUGUAUUAUUUUGUUCAUCUGGUUACAUUUUUAUAUUAAAUUAAAUGUGUUCGGGUGGUGUUGAUCUCUAGUGAUGCUGUCUGUCUGUAAACUACACAAAUUAAAGCAGUGCAAAAAUGA
Triplophysa dalaica is the source of this 1547-nucleotide messenger RNA. RefSeq names its product CMRF35-like molecule 5. Bases 43 to 1056 code for a protein of 337 amino acids. The transcript is spliced from 9 exons. The record is from RefSeq and is a predicted model, not a curated record. NCBI's taxonomy places the organism in Eukaryota, Metazoa, Chordata, Actinopteri, Cypriniformes, Nemacheilidae.